AUGGCGUCUCCUCAGCUCUCCGUCAGCGACCAGAUCCGGCAACUGAACGAUGCGCGGAAGCUUGUCCUAAGCGAUGUUAAAUACUACUCGAAUGUGGUCAAGAGCAUCUUGCAAAUCGUUGUACCAUCCGCCCACCUCGAAUUGCGAAGAUGGGGCGCAGAGUUCCUCGCCGAAGCAUUUGCGACACCAGCACUGCCCUUGAGCGAAAAGGAGACCAUGCAACUCUUUGUUCUCGAAACACUGAAAGACCUGCUGGAAGACCCAAACGAAGAUCUGCAGGUGUUGCGCAGCGCAAUUCAAGCAUCUGCAAGCAUUUACCCGAUCGCCUUGCGGUGGAUCAUCAACAAUUCCUACGAUAACAUGACAUGGGAGCGCAUGGUUAAGAUCAAGACUCGUAUACUGCGUAUCUGGGAAAACGCCGAGCCUUCUCUGCGGAUAUGCUGCAUGAAGUUUGCGCAACGGGUUGUGCUGGCGCAGUCAGUCGCAAACCCCCAAGAACCUCGGCGCGGUGAUUCACUCGAUGUUUCUCUGGAUAAGGUGCCGAGGAAUCAUCAGACCCUUGAUCACCAGACAUUGGAGGCGGAGGCAGCUGGGUUGCUUGACAGGAUACUGGGUGGACUCCAAGAUCAGGCCAGCGAUGCUCUCCUUGUUGAUGCUACUCUGAACUGUCUGUCCAUCCUUGUACGCACGCGCCCUACCACGGCGAACAGAAUCCUGGCCGCUGUGCUCCAAUUCAACCCUUUGAAGCUUGCCAACUCGCCCAUGACACCCCGGAUACGUGUGCUAGUGAAGUCGAUGGAGAAAACCACAAGGAUGCUACUGAUGCAUAUUGCGAAACGCGAUCCUCACAACCCGAUUGUCCCUCGGAUCCAGCAGCAUGUCGAGGGCAUGAUGCGCAUGCGCUCCGAGAUCCUGGAUGAGUCAAGUCGGAAGCGUGGCCUGGAGGUAAUGCCGGAGGGCGCAGAUCUUAAAAGACAACGGACUCUUGCGCCAGCGCCACAACAGCUGGAGGUCACACCCCUAGCUCCCGGCCAACAUAGCCUCGCCGAUGUCUACACACUUACAGGCAGUGAAGGGUUGAAGGCUUUCGACAUCUCAACGGUGCCGGCAGAGCUGGUUGCCCGGAUCAACGUGUCGACCCUGUCCAGGAUAGACCCCCAAUUGCUCUACAAAGCUGUUGAUGGAAUCAAAGGGCGACUUGCCGCGCUGGCAGCCAUGCCGGUGCCUGAGAUUAAUCCCGAGACGGCGCCGCUCGGUGUAGACGAUGACGACGAUGAAUACGAGCCGGAUGAUUAUCCAGCGGAGGACACGGAGCAGAUUCUGAACAAGCUGGACAGCGAGCCGCUCGUGAAGGUUGACAACACAGAUGUUGGCCUGAAGGCCUUCAAGCUUCCACCACCACCGCCUCUGACACCAGAACUGGCCCUGAGAGGCGGCCAAGUCUCCGUCCUGUCGAUACUCGAGUUUAUCAAAUCCCUCGAAGAAGCGAACAAGCGGGUUCGAUCUGGCGUCAACCGCCUUGCAGCCAGCAGCAACGACAGGGAAUCCUGGAUCGCCAUCAUCACCCGUCUGGCCAGCAGGUCAGCAACAGAGCCAGAUCAUGCCGUGAAAGAAGAGGUCAAGUCAGCGCCGACGCUCAACAACAGCAUCCGGGAAUCCCUAUACUCCUACGUCCUCGAAGACUUCCGUCGUCGCAUUGACGUUGCCAUAACGUGGCUCACGGAGGAGUGGUACAACGACCGGCUGCGCCAGAAAACGGAGGGCGACGGCGCGCCCCGCCAAUACGAGACAUGGGCAGUCAAGCUCAUCGACGGCUUCUCGCAGUACCUGCACGCCCAGGAUAAGGUGCUGACGCGCUUCCUGGGCGAGGUCCCGGACCUGUCGCCGACGAUCCUUGCGCGCAUAAAGCUCAUCUGUCGUGACCCCUCCGUCGUGCCCCUGGUGCUGACCAGUCUGCUGUACGUGGUCAUGAUGCGGCCGCCGGCAAAGGAAAUGGCAUUGGACACGGUGCAAGACAUCUGGGUCGAGUACGAGGAGGCACGCCCGCUGGCGAGCAAGUAUCUUAACAAGUUCAGGCCGGCCUUCGUGGAGUCGGCCACUCGUGACGCGGAAGAGGCUAGCGCGCCUGCGCCGGCCCCGGUGGCGGCCGUUGCCACGUAG
Messenger RNA from Verticillium dahliae VdLs.17, 2160 nucleotides. RefSeq lists its product as uncharacterized. NCBI's taxonomy places the organism in Eukaryota, Fungi, Ascomycota, Sordariomycetes, Glomerellales, Plectosphaerellaceae. The transcript has 6 exons. The coding region runs from base 1 to 2160 and encodes 719 amino acids. Gene Ontology annotation, cellular component: mRNA cleavage and polyadenylation specificity factor complex. The record is from RefSeq and is a predicted model, not a curated record.